AGCUGAGAACCAGUCCACGUUCCCUUGAUUAGCGGAAUGGCGCAUCUCCAGUGCGGCAGUAAAGGCGAGGUAGGCAGAGUGUGCUGGAAAUAGCCCUGAAAUCAGAUCCGACACUGGCUGCUGGGAAGUGGGGUACAGAGGGGCGAUCAUGUCGGAACAAACUGCGUCUGAGCGUGACAAACCAGACGAUGACGAUGACCGUGGAGGAGGGGAAGGUGAAGGGCGUGGCGGCGACGGUAAAGGAGAAGGUGAAGGACGUGACGGCGACGGUAAAGGAGAAGGUGAAGGACGUGACGACAGCGGGGCGGAGCGACCAUCUGUAUUUGACCCCGACUAUCUGUUGCGUCUGUUGGCAGACUGUAUCAGUUACAAGUCCUCUCUACACGACAUUGGUGUCAUUCUGAGGUGUGGCAACGUCGUCAACGGCUCCGUCAAGAGAGGUUUGCGUCCACUUCACUACGCAGCCUACUCCGACUACGCCGAAUGUGUGAGGUUCCUGCUGGAAAAUGGGGCCCAGGUGAACCAGCCCGACGACAUCGGGUACACGCCCAUACACCUGUGUGCCAGGAAGGGCAGCUUGGAGUCAAUGAAGAUACUCAUCGAACAUGGUGCUUGGGUGGAUUUCUUUACAGAUGACAACAACAUUGAUGAAAACAUGAAGACUCUCGGCUACCACACGAUUGAGCCACUGAAUCUAGCCAUAGAAAACAACCACAUCGAGUGCAUGCGACUUCUUCUGGAAAAGGGUGCGAGACCAGAUCACAAAUAUUUCAUGGGUUAUGAAAUAAAUCUGGUUCCUUUGGAGAAUAUCGAGUGUCUAGAGUUACUGCUUCAGUUCGGAGCGGACCCUAACGUGUGCAACAGAUGCGGAGUGGCGCCAUUGAUGAAAGCUUGCAGACAACACAACCUGGAGGCCGUAAGACUCUUGUGCAAAUAUGGGGCAGAUAUCAACCUAACGUGCUCUCCAAGAUUUGAGCAGAAAACAGCUCUACAUUUCGCAGUCCAGAAGGGCAAUCUAGCUAUUACGUCAUAUCUCCUACGGCAUGGGGCUCAACCAGGCCGACCUGCAAACUACAAGUAUGCCGCCCUGCACACUGCUGUCACUGCAGAUCGCCCCGACAUAUGCGACAUACUUAUUAAAUGGGACGCUGAGGUGGACGAGGUGACGGACGAGAACACCACACCGUUGAUGCUAGCUUGUGCCACUCCACAUCUGAAACAGCAGAGGGAGAUAGUGGAGGUGUUGCUAAAACACGGGGCCAACCCGAAUGCUCAUUCCGACGUCCUGACCUACACCUCCCCAUGCCUCGCUCCCCUUACCGAGUACCUCCGGUGUAUAGCUGAUUCUGUGACUAUCGAGGUCCCUCGGUUGCUGAUCAAAUACGGUGCCAACGUCAGUUUCAAGGGAUCUUCGUCUGUGACGCGACUGAAAGACCCUUUCGGAAUACUUCACUACCUACCCAACAGCCGCGUGGAGAAUAGAGAAGAGAUCUUCCACUUGCUGAUCGAGGCAGGUUCAGUGUUUGACCUGAGCGCUAUCCGACUCUCCACGGGACUGACUAUCUACCAGCGGACACUUCUGAUGGAAGUGGGUGCCCGCCCCCUGCCGGCUCGGCAACUGCUUCGUUUGUUCUUGAGGAAACAUCUGGCAGGCAACUUGCCAGAGAAGGUGGCGCUUCUUCCGGUGCCGGAUAUUAUCAAGAAGUACAUUUUGUUUGAUGCAUAAAACAUACUAUUGUAUGUAUGUUUGUUAAAUAGUGGAGUGAAAAGAAUAACCA
Molecule: messenger RNA, 1778 nt
Organism: Haliotis rubra (blacklip abalone)
Lineage: Eukaryota; Metazoa; Mollusca; Gastropoda; Lepetellida; Haliotidae
Product: ankyrin repeat and SOCS box protein 8-like
Exons: 2
Coding region: 149-1726 (525 amino acids)
Cellular component (GO): cytoplasm; nucleus
Molecular function (GO): protein binding
Source: RefSeq, a predicted model, not a curated record